CGUGACCGGCCCCAGGAAGCGGGGCCGUCCGCGUGGCAGCGGGAAGCGCGGCCUCGGUCGCGGGCGCGGAGGGGCCAGCGUCCAGCCCAGUAGGGCAGUCCCAGACACAGGCGCCAGCCAAGAAACCGACAGUGAGGAUGACGUUCCCCUCAACGCACGCCUGCCGUCCAAGCCGCCCGUCUGCAGGGUGGUCCCGGCUCCCGCUGAUGCAGACAAUCUGCAGCCCCAGGCUGCUGACGAUAAAAUGACGAUAGAGACAGAACCCAGUACAGGAAUCUUAGGAGAGCCCUCACGCAUGACUUUGUCGGGCGAAACAGUGACGCAGGCAACAGUGACUAAUGUGACUCCGCUUCCUAUGGCGCCCGCAACGGCGCCAGUGGAGGUGUUCGUAAUGGAGCCGGCCAAAUUAAAUACACCGGAAUCGGACUGGGUGUCAAUGACCACAGAAACAGACCCUCUAUCGGACGAGCCAGACCCAAUAGUAUCUGAAGCAGAGGCAGCCCCCAGCCAGAAAAAGGUCGAGAAACCCAUGAUUGAGGUACCGCCGAUGGCCAUGGAGUCAAUCGAACCACCAAAGAAAAUAUUUGCGCUUGAAGUGCCGUCGGAGGGACGUGCUCCAGAGGACUUGUCUCGUCGGGGGCUGCCCGGGGACGUGCUUCGCGAGGACACGGCGAGAGUGGCGCCAGUCCCCAGUGAGAAACUUGAAGGCCGGGGAGUGCAAGUGGUCCAAGUGGACCCGAACCGGCAGCCGACGCCGUCCCUGCCCGCGGCGUCGUCCGCGGAGGCGUCCGUGCCGACGAUGGCCUUGCCGUCGUUCUCCACGCUCAAGACGACGCCAUGCCUUCCUCUCACGACGUCGUCGCCGCCUUCUGCAGCGUUCGCCCAUUCCAGGAUGUCGUCGUCCCCCUUAGCGCCGAGCUCGUCGCCGACGCCACCCUUGCAAUCCAUCGCUUUGCUGGUGGCGUCUAUACCCAGGCCGGCAUCCACCCCGUCCGUGGUGGUGAAUCUAUCCAAGCCGUCGUCCACCUCAACCAGACCGUCUUCAACCCCAUCCCUGGCGGUGCCUCUAUCCAGGGCGUCUUCAACACCUUCUGUAGUGGUGAAUCUAUCUAAGCCGUUGUCCACACCGUCUCUGGCGGUGCCUCUAUGCAGACCGCCUUCAAUCCCUUCUGUGGCGGUGCCUCUGGUCAGGCCGUCUACGAUCCCCUCUGUGGUGGUGACUCUUGCCAGGCCGGCUUCAACUCCAUCUCUGGCGGUGCCUCUAUCCAAGCCGUCUUCAGCCCCUUCUGUGGCCAGGCCGGCGUCCACCCCGGCGGUGGUCUUGCCCAGGUCGUCGCCUGCCUCAUCGGCGCCGUCCUUGCCCGUGGCGCGCACCGGCAAGAUGAGGGCGUCGUGCAUCCACCUGGCGCCCACCUCCUUGACGUCAGCGUCCGUCGCGCCGAUGGUGGCGUACUCGGCCGUGGCCAGUGCGGCCACCCCACCCAUGGCGAAGUCCUCGGCCCUCCCCUUGGUGCCCACCUCGUCGACGGCGUCCUUGGCCGCGGCGGUGGCACCCCUGCACUGCAAGUCUGUGGUGUCGACAGACAUGCCCUUAUCGCUCACGUCGGCCGCGGCGUCGUCCCUGCCCCGGCCGUCCCCCGACGUGCCUGCACCGUCAGCGCCCGCAUCGUCAGCGAGCGGCAGCUCCAAGCCGCUGUCUCCGUCGUCGCCCCUCGACUUGAGCUCCUCCAGUGAGCCUGCUCAGUCGGUGCCCCGCAGUCGCAGUCCGGAAGAGGACGCCGUCAAGGACCUGAGUGUGCGAGCCUCGGCGCCUACCGCGACAGCCGCGACAGCGGUGCUGAGCUCCGCGACGCAGCCCGAGCCCGAGCUGCCCCAACUGCUGGACCUGGAGGACGAACUCGGGCCGGUGUCCGCGCGGCCCACCGCACCCGCCGCGCCCGCCGCGCCUUCCGUCAUCGUCCACGUCAAGAAGAACCUGUCCGAGGCCAUCACCCCCCUGACCAAGGUGGCGCAGGUGGCCCCCAGGCAGCCCAUGGGUCCGCCGGCGCCCUGGCGGCCGCGGUGGCACGCGCCGCAGACGCAGCCCUCGCGGCCCUCGCCGUCAGCCAGCCCCAGCCCCGCCGCGCCCUGGGAGCCCAGCAUCGGCGUGCACGAGGGCACGUGGGGCGAGACGCUGCAUGCGUGCGAUGACUGCGGGCUGGCCCUGGACACGGAGCAAGACAAGCUGCGCCACCGCCUGCAGCACCACGCCACGGGCAACAAGCGCCCCUGUGGCCAGUGCAGUACUGUGUCGUGGUCCCAAACCCAGAAUGAGUUGCACACCGCCCUUGCACACCCCUCCCCAGUCCUGGAGGAGUUCCGCUGCCCUGACUGUGCUGCCUGCUUCCCCUCUGACGUCAUGCUCACUCUGCACCUGUCCUCGGUUCGCGACAAACUCCACGCCCCAAGACAUGAUACCUGCCUUGCCUGCCCUAUUUGCAACAACAAGGUAGGUUCCCCAGCCAGCAUGACCAAGCACAUAAAAGCGGCGCACGCCGACGCGACGCCCUUCCAGUGUGACGACCGGGGCUGCGGCAUGUCGUACGCCAGCCCCCUGGAGCUGCAGAGGCACCGCAGAAUGCACGUGAGGGAGAACUCGCAGCAGCGCUGCCUGGCCUGCUCCCUGCCCUUCGUCACCAAGGAGCUGCUGGACAUCCACUGGAACCAGGCGCACCCCGCCCCGCACCACUUCGUCUGCCCCCUGUGCAACAAGGGCUUCAGCACGUACCUUAGCAUCGCGGGUCACGUCAAGAGGGGACACCCAGGGACCAAGCCCUACAUGUGCCGCGAGCCAAACUGCGGCCGCACCUUCGCGAGCCCCAGCGAGCUGCACGAGCACACCAGCGAGAGUCGCCACAUGUCCUUGCCCUUGCCCGUCAUUAAGAGGCACCGGGCUGCUCCGGCGAGCCUGCAGCAGGGCCAGCAGCAGGGCCAGCAGCAGGGCCAGCAGCAGGGCCAGCACCCCGCCAGCACCGCCAGCGGCUGCUCCUGUUCGGCCUGUCCCCGCACCUUCCCAGACAGCUGGAGCCUCAUGGACCACCAGGACUCGGCGCACAUGGGGCUGGUGCCCAUUACCCAGGUGGCGCACUUGCUGUCUUUGGCCAGGGACGCCGCUCUGCUCAAGGCCGCCGCCACUCCGGCCGAGCCGCCCCGCCAGGGCCAGAUUCAGGUCCAGGGCCAGGUUCAGGGCCAAAUCCAGAGUCAAGUCCAAAGCCAGAUGCAGGGCCAAGUCCAGGGUCAGCGAAGCCAGGCAGUGCCGCCAUACCACCCCGCUGGCACCUCUCUGCCCCCCGGCUCCUUCACCGCUUCCUUUGUGCCCAGUGCCUCCUCUCCCUUCGCUCCCUUGAGCACCUACCCUGCUCCGCCUGCCCCCCACGUGCCAACUUCCUCCCCAUUUAUUGCUCCCACUUCAAGUUCUUUCCACCAAUCUUUCAUCCCGGCCACAAACUCCUCCUGCCCUUCUUCAUCAUCUACUUUUUCCUCGACUCAAUCACUACCCCAUGCCUCUUCGUCCUAUCCCAUAUUCAUCUACGUAUCCCUCUGUUGCGCCACCUCAUCAGCCCCCUGCCCAUACGCAGCGUGCUCAGCUGCCUUCCUGUAUAUCAGUAUAUUAUAAUCCCCUUGAUUAUGCCUGAAGCACUUGAUUACUUUACAACUACAGUUGUAUGAUAGAUUUAUUGUUUGCAUUUUAAUGCAUUUGAUUUUGAUAGAUCUCUUUUUUUUUUACCUCAGUCGAAAGGAAUGUCACGUGACAUUCAAUGUGUGAAUAACUAAUGUAUUUAUGAUAUUUAAAUGACAUCCCUCUACUUAAAAGCUGUGUCUCCCAUUGAAGGGUAUUUAAUUUUUCAGUGAUUUUUUUCUUCUUGUUCUUAUGAGAAUUGUACAAGAAAUAUGCACUGUUUUUUUGCAAGUUAACACCAGCAUGUACAAACUUAUUAUCUUAGGCAUGUAUUAUAAAUAUUAUUUGUCUGGCCAAAGCACUUUUCUUGUCUUAAUUCAAUGUUAACUCAAGAUCAAAGUCUUAAUUUCGUCUUUAUCUGUAUUUCACUCUGUUUGUACCUGUUAGAUUGUAUGUUAUUGUAUUGAACAAUAAAGGACAUUUUGCGUACA
This is a messenger RNA of Thrips palmi, 4149 nucleotides long. RefSeq names its product nascent polypeptide-associated complex subunit alpha, muscle-specific form-like. The transcript is spliced from 7 exons. The record is from RefSeq and is a predicted model, not a curated record. Gene Ontology annotation, biological process: regulation of transcription by RNA polymerase II. Bases 245 to 3655 code for a protein of 1136 amino acids. Gene Ontology annotation, molecular function: DNA-binding transcription factor activity; RNA polymerase II cis-regulatory region sequence-specific DNA binding. NCBI's taxonomy places the organism in Eukaryota, Metazoa, Arthropoda, Insecta, Thysanoptera, Thripidae.